This is a messenger RNA of Manis pentadactyla (Chinese pangolin), 2801 nucleotides long. RefSeq names its product transmembrane protein 232 (gene TMEM232). NCBI's taxonomy places the organism in Eukaryota, Metazoa, Chordata, Mammalia, Pholidota, Manidae. The record is from RefSeq and is a predicted model, not a curated record. The coding region runs from base 378 to 2450 and encodes 690 amino acids. The transcript is spliced from 15 exons.
ACCUCGGGGCAGCUGUGAGUCCGGCUUCUGCUGACUUGAGAGCUAAGCUUGUCACCACAUCCACCAUCCCAGGGAAACCGGGACACCCACAGACACCCACAAAUGGAAGAAGCGAGCCUCCUUUCUCAGGGUUCCAUAGUUCUGGCUGUUGGAAGAAGCCUCUGCUACCUGCACCCCUAGCCCACGCACCAGCCAGUUCCUCCUAAGAAUCUAAGCCGUCUAGCUUAGAUACACUCCUGUUGCAGAUGAAUGGCUAAACACCCAGACAGCUUGCUGGAGCCAUUUCAAAAGCUGAAAGAUAUCUCUUCAAUGUGUAAACAUUCUUUGUUUUGAUUCCCCACAUAAAUCUUUAGGUUCAAGGUUUAUGAUGAGUGAUUAUGUCUGUCAACACAUCACCUGUGAUUGAUCAAUUUGGAGUCACAUCUUCCUCUUGCCAUGAAAAACUCUUGAGGUUUAAUUUUCAAAGUAUAAAGAAAAGAAAGAAUAAUUCAUUAAUGCCAUCAUUUUCAAUCACAAAGGAAUUCAUCUUGAGAUUCAACCAAACAAAAAACCCAAAAGAGGAGGAAAAAUUAUUGGACCUAGCUAGAAAAAACAUUCUCAGAUGUAAGAGAAAAUUGGGUCUCAAAACCUUAGGCUCCGGGAAGCAUGUACAUCUUCCUACAGCGUGGACUGAAGUAGUAUAUUUGGCUCAAUGCAAAGGAGAAAUCCAAGAUGAAGCUUUAAAUAUGCUUUAUGCUUCCCUGGACCAUGCUUCCUUUGAUUAUGAUCAUCUGCCUGCCUUAUUUUUUGUUGCGGAAUCAGUUUUAUAUAGACUCUAUUGUGAUGCAUUCCUAAAGACAUACUUAUAUUCAGUUGAAAUAAAGCUAGCAAAGAUUGGCUAUUUGGUCUUCUUACGACUUUUUAUAUAUUUCCUGCAUGGUCACCUAGAAAAUUUUAAACAACAUUUACUUAGGCUUCAAUCAUAUGUAUAUGCACUUUCUGUCUCUGAAGAAUUAUAUUACAAAUAUCCAAACAUCUUUUCAAAUGUGCAAUUCAUUCUGAAAACCAUGGAAAUUAUGUGUAAAAGAGAACUCCUUUCUGGAUCAACUUUUGGCUCUGUGGAAAAUACGAAAAGAUAUGAGAACAUUGAUUCUGAUAUGGAACAUUUGCAAUUAAAUCAGGCAGGAUAUGAAGUCAACCACCUGCUUUGGCACUGUGUUGCUGCCUGGUCUUGUGUUCAGAAGAACAGUUCUCAGUUGAAUAAGGUGCUUAAACAUCUCCUCUUUCAUAAAGCACAGCUUCAAAAGAAAUGCUGGUUGGAUUCAACACUGGCUUUGUUGGUCCUUGGGGAGGCUGCCAAAUUAAACAUGGCCUGCUUGAAAGCUUUAAUGGAGCUAAUGAAACAUUUUCUUUUAAGCAUUCUGUCUGUUCAGAAUCAGGAAGAAACUUGCAAGGUAAAUGAUUUUUCCUGGGCCUGGAAUGUAGUCUAUUUAUACACAACAAAUCUUGCAGAAAUCUGCUUGUAUGCGGCCACUUCUAACUUGCGAAAAACAGCUUUUGUUGGUUUCUGUGACUGUAGAAGUUUACAAAAAGAUAUUUUACACAUGGACAAAUCAGAAGAAACACCAGAAUUGAGGGAAACAAGUAUUUCAGGUCUUUUGGAAUAUUUCUCUUCAAAAAUGUCAGAUAACUGUGAUCCAGUGAUAUGGACAGGAUACUAUGGCUUAGUGUACAACCUGGUAAAAAUGUUAUGGGAACUUCGAGGAGAUGAGGAGCAGGAUGGAUUUAGAAACAUAAUAUGGCAAACAUUACAGAAAACGAAGAAUCAUGAGAAAGAUGGGCGAAUCCUUAAUGCAGUAAAUAUAGCUCAGGCUGAGUUAAAUGACCCAACGGAUCCUUUUGCUAAUUAUAGUACAGAAGUUUCAUCAAAUGUAGGGGAUGAAAUUUUCUCUAAAUAUAUAGGAUGGAGAAUUGCCAAUACGCUUUCCAAACUAUUCUUCCCCUCCACUGAUGCCUGUGUUCUUCCUUUGAAAAAACCACUGAUAAAAAGAGAUCAAAUGAAGUAUCUGAGUAAAAAGGACUCCAUGAAGAAGAGAGUUCUACAUUUCACUGUCAGGGAACAUCCUUCCAUGUCAGAACUCCCCAUGUUUCCUUAUCCGGAUUUCUUCACCAGGGCUGAUGAGGAGUUGGCAAGAAUCAUUGACCAUCAUUGGCAGAAAGAGCUCAAGACCAGACAGGAAGAAGAUGCAAUAUGUGAGGCCAAAGAACGUAAAAAUAAAGAGUUAGAGGAAGAAAAUUGCUUCAGAGAGAUUAUGAAGAGAAGAGAAGAGAAACUACACAAGCACACCAAACCCUAUGAGCUUCCUGCUAGGACUGAAGUAAUCUCAUUAGAAAAGAAAAUGACCCCCAAAAUUGAGGUCCAUGGGCCAGAAAUUCAGUAUAUGAAAGAGACCAGGAUAGAUACAUGCUAGGAAAAUUUCUUCCAAUUAACUGGAGGCCAUGUCUUAGGAAGGAGUUGUUCCCCUGUGUAGGCUCUUUAAUAGUCAUGUUUUAGUCCUGUAUUAAGAGUUAGCUCUUAAUCACAUUUGAGUGAAGUGACUUUACUAGUUAAACAUUUUCAAGAAUACAGCUAGAGCUUUUCCUAAUUGACUCUUAUCUUGUCCUCAUAUAACAUGCUUAAUCAAUAACUCUCAGAAUAUUGAUGUUCAUUGGACAGCUCAAUGGAAAUGACUUACAAAUUAUUAAUGAGUUACAUUUAAGAAUUAUUUCUUGAAUGUGGACAACUGAUACUCCUAUAAUAACUAUUAUACAAAUAAAAGAAG